CAGAGAACUGCAACCAUGCUGCUUUAUUUGCAAAAGCAGAAGAGCUGUUGGUGAAGAGAAUGGCAAGUGGAGAUCCUCUGGCGUGCUUUCUGAGAGGACAACUGUGCUAUGAAGAGGGGUUGUAUGAAGAAGCAUUAAUACAAUUUGAAAAAAUCAAGGAUGUAGAUUUUCAAGCAAUGUAUCAGCUUGGUGUAAUGCAUUAUGAUGGACUAGGCACUACAGAAGACCCUGAGAGGGGAGUGGAAUACAUGAAGAAAAUACUCUACUCUGAUUCCCCAAAAGCAAGACACAUGAAGUUUGCAGCUGCAUACAAUCUUGGUAGAGCGUAUUAUGAAGGAUGUGGUGUCAAGCAGUCAACUGAAGAGGCUGAAAGGUUGUGGCUUAUUGCUGCAGACCAUGGAAAUCCAAAAGCAAGCGUAAAGGCCCAGAGUACUUUAGGAAUGCUUUAUUCUAUGUCAGCUCAAAAAGACCUGAAAAAGGCCUUUUUCUGGCAUUCAGAAGCAUGUGGCAAUGGAAGUGUGGAAUCACAGGGAGCACUCGGUGUUAUGUAUCUCUAUGGACAAGGUAUAGGUCAAAACACUAAAGCUGCUUUGGAGUGUUUGAGAGAAGCAGCACAACGUGGAAACAUCUAUGCUCAAGGUCAUCUUGUGGAAUAUUAUUACAAUAGAAAAUUUUACUCAACAGCUGCUGCAAUAGCCAAAAGAAUUACAGACCACGAUGACAUUGAUACGCUAGCAAAGAAAACUGACUGUCUUCCUGCGUAUGUCGCCAAGGGGGUUGCCAUGGCUGCUUUCUACUUGGGUAGAUGCCUCCAGCUUGGCCUAGGUGUACAGCAAGAUCAAGCCAGUGCUGAAAAAUACUAUUCUAGGGCGUGUCUUCUGGAUCCUGAUGUUGCUGCUGACCUUGAACUGGCAGCUAAUCUUGGGAAAAUUUAG
Molecule: messenger RNA, 935 nt
Organism: Nestor notabilis (Kea)
Lineage: Eukaryota; Metazoa; Chordata; Aves; Psittaciformes; Psittacidae
Gene: LRP2BP
Product: LRP2 binding protein
Exons: 7
Molecular function (GO): protein binding
Source: RefSeq, a predicted model, not a curated record